Molecule: messenger RNA, 6649 nt
Organism: Vitrella brassicaformis
Lineage: Eukaryota; Vitrellaceae
Source: the annotation of a GenBank genome assembly
AUGCCGAUUGCGAGCUUAGAACUGCGAGAUGAAAAGCACAAGGAGGGGAUGAAUGCCAAGACAGCCUCCCCUGGUCAGUCUGAGAAUGAAGUUGCUUGGGAUCUGAGCCACGACGGUAGCAUCCGAGAGCAAAGGAGCUCGUUGUUGCAGCAUUGAUGGUUCUGCGCCACAUCGUCGCCCUCUCUGUGGUGCUCAUCUUCGUCCUCCACACACUCGUCUCGUCAGCCGCCCUCCUGCACCCCAGAAGAGGCACCCGCACGGCCAGACCGCCGCCCUCUCUCUUCCUCCUUCUCCCCCAUCCCAUGAUCAUCCACGCGCGGCGGCGGCGCAGGCGGCCGACAGAGAGGGCGGUUCGCUGCUCGGCCGUGUCUGAGCGGACAAAGUCCCUCGACGCUCUCACGGCGACGGCUACAGUGCCAGCAGAUCAUCGGGGUGGUGGAGUGGUGCUGGACAUCGGCAGUGUGGUGGAGGGCAUUGGGCAUGUGACGGGCAGCCGCAUGCACGCCUAUGAGAGGAGGAGGGAGCGGGAGAGGGGUCAGAUGGAGAGGAGGGAGCGAGGGAAGGAUGUGGCCUUUGAGGCGCACGCCAAGAUCCAGAAGAGGCUGGUGGCUGCCCAGCGGCCCAAAGAGGUAAGUAAGGGUGGUGGGCCCAGUCAAUGGCAGGCGAAAGCUGCACGUCGGGUAUGGUGUGGUGUGGUGUGGUGUGUUGUGCUGUGUGAGUGAAGGUGCUGCGUUUGGUCGAGAAGCACCUGGAGUACUUCAACGAUGUCAACGCCAUUACAGCAGUACACAGGUCGGUCGGUGGGGUCAGUCAGCCGGUCAUCCAAAGAAAGAAAGCAUCACAACAAAGGAAACAAACGAAGAAAGCCACUUUCUUCUUCCCCUGCGCACAUGCGUCAGGUUGGCCAAGAUGCAGAAGGACAAAGGCUUCAGCAUCAAGAAGAAGAGCCCGACAGUCCGGCACACCACCGACCACCAACACCGUCAUCCAGCCAGGGAGGGUGGCGAGUCAGCGCUCGAGCAGGAGGUGCGCUCUCUCACGGCAGCUGGCAUGGAAGCACCGACGCCGGCCAUUGUGGCGCGCAAUGGGUCGAGGGGCGUGUCAGUGGACCAGCUGCCCGAGAACCCGACAACGGGCCAGUUGCUGGAGUCGGGGGUGUUCCAGCUGCUGAUGGAACGACUGGACGUCGUGAGCAGCAGGGCGGGGGGAGACGACAGGCAGAAUGGCGAGGCGACAGGGCACGUCCACACACGACAUGUGAAUGUAUGUGUGGUUUGCUCACAGGCGAUCGACCGCUGCUGGUGGGAUGCGCGGUCAGCUGUCAAUCUCGCCUGGUCAAUGGCCUCACUGCAGGUAGCACCACGGACGCACCCACUCAUCCACAGGCACACCGAUCUGUGCACUUGUGGACGUCUGUGUGUGCGGUGUCGUUUGAUCGCAGUUGCCCCCCUCGGCCAUGUUUGAGGAGCUGCUGUUUGGUGCCUGCCAUCUGCACAUCGACGGCAUGGUGCCUCAGGGCUUGGCGAACCUAGCCUGGGUCAUCGCCAAGACCAACACACACAGCAAGGUACUGACGAUAGCACAAAGUGAGCAUCACCACCCCUUACCCCUUACCCCCCUCCACCUCUCUGUGUGUCAUUCAGGAGCUGCUAGAGGCCCUCGGUGGUCGCGUCAUCGAUCUGCUGUCGGUGGCCGACAGUGAGUUUGAGCCCCGGCAGCUGGCCAACAUCGCAUGGGCCUUCGGACACUUCACCAAGGAAGGUGCGCUGGCGCCCGCUCUCCGCGACCGAGUGUUCGACAGCAUCGCACACGAGGCCAUCCUGCGACUGCGGCGGAACCAGGUGGGCAGAUGGGAUGUAGGUAGGUGGGGUGGGUUGGUGUGGAUGUGGUGUGUGCCCGGUGAUGAGACCUUACACAUGUUGAGGUCGCCGAUUUGUCUGUGCUGACCUGUGGCCCUCGAGAGGGGGUGAAGGGGGCACAGAUGCCCGUGAUUCUAUCGGAUUAUGAGAGCUGAGGGACGAUACUGUGUUUAGACAGACACGGAGACCUGCAUGCUCCAUGCUGUGACGUCUCGUGGUGCGUGUUGAUGCGUCGCUGGAUGGAUUGGCCUUUCUGUGUGUGUGUAUGUGUGUGUUUGGAUGCAGGUCUUCCCUGCGCAAGCCCUGUCAUCUCUUCUGUGGGGAUUCUCCACAGCCAAAAUAUGGUACGCCCGAGAGGAGCCAGUGAGCCAGCACCCACUCACACACCCCAAAAAAAGCCACACUCUCUCUCUGCGUUCAUCGUCCGAUUGCUAGGUGUGAGGAGCUCUUUGACCUGGCCAGCGAGCAUGCCUCGGCACUUUUGCCCGACAUGGCGCCCUACGGCCUGGUAACGCUCACCAAGGCAUACUCCAAGGCCAUCGACAUACCCGAGGUGCGGCAAUACGGCGGCAACCAACACGACGGCCGGGAGCAGGCCCACUGGACCUCGCCGACCCUCAUUGAUGACGGAUCAGGGAUGAGGUUAGCGGGAGCAGGGGAGAGAGGUGGCUCUGGGUGGGUAGUUGAUCGAUGCCUGUGUCCUUGUAUGUGUGUGUGUUGUAUCAGCUUGUGGGCGUCAGCCCCCAGGCGUCCAGAGCCGCUCCCCCGGCCAGCCGACAAGCGAUACCCCCACGCCAUCCACAAACUGCUCAGGUAAUUAAGGAGAGAAGGCGACAGACACUCGCCGUUUACCUGCACUCUUGCCCGUUUGUGUUUCCCCUCAGUGGGGUGGCGAGUGAAGUGAAGCAUCGCCUCUCUGAGUCGCCGGGUUCCAUCGCCCCUGUGGACAUCAAGGACAUCACCUGGGCGUUCGCGGCCGCCGGUGAGUAGAACAAUUGCCACACAUGACGCGCACCGAACACCCGCCCACACAUCGACAUCGACGUGGUUGGUGCGGACCUGCGUGAGCUGCAGGGUGGAAGGAUCGUGAGCUGUACGGGUGUCUGGCGGGUGCGUGCGGUCCCCAUCUGCGUCGGAUGGCGACUGACCACCUGGUGGUGCUCUUCCGCACCAUGGCUGAUGUGCAACUCGACGACCUCAGAUUCUUCAAAACGUGGGCGAGACGAUAAAACAGACAGAGGGAGGGAGGGAGGGAGGGAAGAAGAGGUAUCGCGUAUUGUGGUGUGGUUCUCUGACCCACAGGGCGUCGAGUGAGCUGCGGCGGCGGCUUCAGGACUUGGAGCUGAAGCACCUCCCAUACAUCAUCUGGGCCUAUGGAAAGGUCAGCUCAGCCAGGCACCCCAUCCCUUGAACCACGCCACGCCUUGGUCUGCAUCUAUCGUGUGCUGUGGUUCUUGUGGCUGUGGCUGUGGCUGUUGUGUUGCCUGCAGCUGUCCCUGUUGGACAGUGGGUUGAUCUCCGGUGUGCUGCCCCGCGUGUGCGCCAACAUGGCCGCAUAUGAGCUGCACCAGCUGGUCAUGAUCGCAUGGGGCCUCGCAUGCCUCAGGUGGAAGGUAAGGUUACCAAGAAGGGUGGACACAACGCCCACCAUGCCACCGAAACACCCAUUCGCGUGUGGGUCAUGUGUUUAGGACGAGGAGUUCUUCCGCCUGUUGGCUGACCUGGUGGUGGAGAGCAGCGGACAGCUGCAGGACAACGGUGGUGGCCCCAUGCCCCUCAAGCCCGCCCAGCAGGGCCUCAUUGCGUGGGCGUUCGCCUUCUCGGGGGUGGCCGACGACCGGCUGUUCAGCACUCUGGCGGCUGCAGUGUGUGAGCAGAGCCAGCUGGACGAGUACACGACCUGGACGCUGUGCCUGCUGCUGUGGUCCUAUGUCACCCUCGACCUGCACCGAUACUACGCCCAAAUGAUCACGUAAGGUGGUGGAUGGUGGAUGGAUGGAUGGAUGGAUCAUGGCGAGCGCGGCAUUGGCUCCAUUUGUGUUGUGUUGGUCUGGGAUUCGUUCAGGUUGGUGUUGGCUGAGCUGGACCGCCGGCCGCUGAGUGAGUUCUCGCCCAGAGAUGUGCUCCAGCUCGUGGAUGCACUGGCAAAGGUAAAGCCACCUUAGUGUGUUACCCAAACCGGGCGCAAUUCUGGUGCAUGCUCGUCGUCAGGGCGGGAUGCGCCCCGAGAGCCUUCUGCGUGGUCUUGUGGCCAAAGUGCGGAGAGACCUGGCCGUAUACGCCAUCACGGUGAGCCGCACGGGCUACAAGAGUCCACACAUCAAUCAUGCGAGUGCGGGCCUGUGUGUGUGUGUGUGUGUGUGCGUGUGCGUGUGCGUGUAGGAUUUGAUCUUUCUGCUGUACGGGCUGGUCCGUCUGGACCUGUGGGAUGAGAGCAUCGGCCAGAUCGUCUGCUUCAGAGCCACCAAGGCCAUGCAACUCAAGGUGAGUGGUCGAGUACACGUCCAUGCCGUCCGUCCGUCCGUCGUAUAUGUGUGUGUGUGUGUGUGUGGCAGGACACGUCCCCCCGCGCCUUGGCGCUGCUCGCCCGCACCUGCACUGUCGUGGGCUACCACCAACACGACUUCCUUAAAGUCAGUCAGUAAUCUGACAGAGGAGCAGAAUGCAGCCACAUUAUGCAGGUGUCAUCUUUCGCUUCUUCCCCAGGCGUACUUCAACCGGCUCGUGGCGGACGUGAGUGCCGGCGCCUGUGGUGAUGAUGACCUCUCGCAGUCACUGGGCGCGCUGAGGGAUCUCGACACCACACAGUCAGCACCAUAGACUGGCAGCCACUCUAGGGCGGCGGACACGGCAGCGGUGUGUGUGUGUGUGUGUGUGUGUCUGGUUGGGUGUGCAGGUAUGGUUGUGUGUUGGAUCAGCUGGCUGAUGCGAUCCUCGAGCGCUGCAAGAGGAAGGAGUCGGACGCCAGCGUCCUCGCCAACCUCGCGUGGACGCUGCACAAGGUGAGGGAGGGAGUGAGUGAGACACAACGACAUGAACUGACUGACCAUGGUUGUCGUGUGUGUCUGUUGGGUUGGGUGCAGUGUUCCAUGCUUGGGACUGGCGAGCGCGCCGACCGGAUGGCCCAGAUCGCCCUGCCCAUCCUGCCACACUUCACAAUACAGGUUCGCACACGCCUCGACGCUGGCCAGCCAGACCUUCCCACCUCACACACUCCUGUGCUGUGCUGUGCUCUCCCGCCCUCCCUCCCUAUCCUGCAGGAGCUGAGUGGCCUGCUGGUGGCGUACGGCCGGUGCUCAGGCCCUCUUGCCGAGUCGCUGGUGGACGGCAUCGCCAUGCAGGCGGUGGAGCGGUGGCCAGAGGUGCAGAGUGCGGGCAGGGCGGGGGUGUUCAUCUCAUACCUGCCCAGGAUCGCCGUCAGCCUCAGCGUGACCGGCGGAGACCCCACCAGGUGCGUUGUGUGCAACCAAUGCAGAGGCGUCUUGGGCGGGGAUUUGCAUCUUUUGUUUUGUUUUGUUUUGUUUUGUUGUGUGUAGGCUUCCGUCGUUUGAGCUGUUCCGGCUGGCUGCUGAUACGCUGAAGGCCUCGCCGACCCUCGUCAGGUACACUACACUCACACAUUGGGAGAAAGACGUUUUGUGACCCAUCGUGCGUGUGCAGGGGUGACAGAUUGCCUGGUGUGCUCGACUGCCUGGACUAUUUCGGUCUCAUCGACCAAGUAAGGCUCGCAGACACAACAAACAGGGGGCUCUCAUCGGCUGUGCUGUGCACUGAUGCGGGCUGGGCUGCCUGGCCGUUCGUGUCUUACGUAUGGCAGGGGUGGGCCGAGUCGUUCAUGGCAGCCAUGACACCUCAGUAAGCGGAUUAAUCAAGACACAUACAAUCAACACGUCAACACUCACUCGGGCUUUUCAUGAUGUAUGUCAGUGUGUCCACCUUGACGUUCCGCGAUUGGGCCAAAAUCCUCCCACGCAUCGUCGACCUCUCAUCACCCCAAUACCUCACACACGAGGCAGACACCCUCCAAGCAGCCCCCGCCGUCUCCCCCACCGGCCCCCAGCACGGCCUCCUCACGGCCGUGGGUGCGUGGGUCGGCUCGUUGGACCUCACAGCCUCAGACACCUUCGCACACCCAUCUCGACAAUGGGAGCGGGAGCACCCGGUGAGUGCGAGCGAGCUGGCGGCUGUGUUGUGGCCUGUGCUGCUGGUGGUGGACCCGCGUGAGGAGGGGAUGGAUGGAGUGCGGCGGCUGAUAGAGAUGGUGGUGGUGCGGGUGCAUGAGGUGCCCAGUGAGACGAUCGGCCGGCUGACGAGUGCCUGGAGGAGCCGGGGGCUGCCACGGCUGAGGGCCCUCAGCAGUGGGGGAGAGUGAGAGGCUGAGGGAGGGAGUUGGAGGCACUGACUGGUACAGUGCCAUGGUGAGGGAGUGGUGUACAGCGCUCUGAGAGAAAUGAAGGGUAGAGGGGCAGAGGGGCAGAGGAGUUGGGCGGCUGCCUGUCGAUGGAUGGAUGGAUGGAUGGGGUGACAGUUUUUGUGUCCAUUGAUCGACCUCUGUCUGUCUGUAUAGUGAGCGAGAGUGGAAGAGAUACAGAUAGAUGUACAGGAAGCCGGCGCUGGUGUAGAGGAGAGGCUGUGAUGGAUUGGUUUUGAGACGGCUCUGCAGUCGUUCGUUGCCUAGGGACUGACUGACUGCAAUGCUCUUGCGAAGAAGAAAUGACCACAAAUGACAUACAUCAGCUCUGCGUCGGUGGGAGUCUCAGUGAAUGGCUCAAUCAGCCAAUCAGUCUGUC